This is a messenger RNA of Symbiodinium natans, 435 nucleotides long. The record is from the annotation of a GenBank genome assembly. Lineage: Eukaryota; Dinophyceae; Suessiales; Symbiodiniaceae.
AUGCCCACAAUCAAUGCUCGCUUCCGCACAUCGCAAACCUACGAAAGUUGCUCCCACCUAGCUCACCGUUUUGAUGAUUUGGGCUCACUGGGCGAUCUCAGCAGCAAUUCAGGCAAAGCCGACCCUGCAUGGCGCACGACCGACCGGUCGCCAAGGGUGGCAGGUAGCAUGCCAGGACAUGGACGAGACGGGGGAGCCGUGAAUGGGAUCGGGGCUCCCAUGGAUCGUCCGUGCGUGCUCUUGGGGAUCUCCCGGUGUCGUCCCGCAGGGGCAGAGGACACCCCUUGUACAGCUCCGGUGGACUUGUACAGACCGUUUGAAGGAGCGUGGACGGCCCAAGUCUUCCACAAAGCCUCGGUGUUCUGGUCCGAAGGUUGGUUUCUUGCAGCUGCAACACUGCGAUGCACGGUUGCAUACGGUUGCGAUCGGACUUGA